Rangifer tarandus platyrhynchus (Svalbard reindeer) is the source of this 930-nucleotide messenger RNA. NCBI's taxonomy places the organism in Eukaryota, Metazoa, Chordata, Mammalia, Artiodactyla, Cervidae. The record is from the annotation of a GenBank genome assembly.
AUGAGGAUCGAGGGGAAGAGAACUCUCCUCCUGCUGCUGCCUGGUGCGCUGGCUGUGACCGAGACGUGGGCGGGCUCCCACUCCCUGAGAUAUUUCUACACCGCCGUGUCCCGGCCCGGUCUCGGGGAGCCCCUCUUCAUCAUCGUCGGCUACGUGGACGACAAGCAGUUCGUGCGGUUUGACAGCUACGCCCCUAAUCCGAGGAUGGAGCCGCGGGCGCGGUGGGUGGAGCAGGAGCGGCCCGAGUAUUGGGAUGAGGAGACUCAGAGAGCCAGAGACACCGCACAGACUUUCCGAGUGAACCUGAACACUCUGCGCGGCUACUACAACCAGAGCGAGGCCGGGUCUCACACCCUCCAGGAGAUGUACGGCUGCGACGUGGGGCCGGAUGGGCGCCUCCGCGGGUUUGAUCAGAACUACCUAAACCGCGAGUGCGCGGAGUGGCUCCGCAGAUACCUAGAGAGCGGAAAGAACACGCUGCUGCGCGCAGACCCUCCAACGACACAUGUGACCCAUCACCACAUCCCUGGCCGUGGGGUCACCCUGAGGUGCUGGGCCCUGGGCUUCUACCCUGAGGAGAUCUCACUGACCUGGCAGCGUGAUGGGGAGGACCAGACCCAGGACAUGGAGCUUGUGGAGACCAGGCCUUCAGGGGAUGGAACUUUCCAGAAGUGGGCAGCCCUGGUGGUGCCUUCUGGAGAGGAGCAGAAACACACGUGUCAUGUGCAGCAUGAGGGGCUUCAGGAGCCCCUCACCCUGAGAUGGGAACCUCCUCAGCCUUCCAUCCCCAUCACAGGCAUCAUUGUUGGCCUGGUUGGCCUGGCUGUGGUGGCUGGAGCUGUGAUCUGGUGGAAGAAGCGCUCAGGUGAACAAGGAGGGAGCUACACUCAGGCUGCAAGCAGUGACAGUGUCCAGAGCUCUGGUGUGUGA